UGAAGAAUGGAAGAUGAGAGGAAUAGUCGUUUGCUUAUUCAAGGACUUCCAAAAUAUAUUGCUGAAAAGCGGCUAAAAGAUAUUUUCUCCAGUCAAGGUGAAGUAACAGACGUGAAAGUAUUGAGAAAAAAAGAUGGUACUUGUCGACGAUUUGGUUUUGUCGGGUUCAAAACUGUGAAACAAGCAAAAGCAGCAAAAGACUAUUUUCACGAAACUUUUAUAGAUACAUCUCGCAUACAAGUAGAAUAUGCUAAACCAGUGGGAGACCAGAAUUUGCCACGUAAAAGGAAACCAAAAUUAGUUGAGAACGAGUUGCCAAAAAGAUACCGAGAAAAAGAGCAAGAAAGAGAUCCUGCUUUUCAAGAAUUUCUACAAGUUAUGAAACCACGAAAGAAGAAAGCAAUAUGGGAGAAUGAUUGGUCGGUUGAUAUUUUUGGAAAGAACAACAAGGAGACCAACAAUGCAGGAAGAGAAGAAAGGAGAUUGGUUGCUUCUAAAAAGCCUGGUGGUGAAGACGUAGCUUAUGAACAACUUCACGUUCGUUUUGAUGAAGAAGAUAACAGCAGCGAAUCUUCUUCUUAUCAACAAUUGGAAGAGUCAGUGCCCGAUGCGCAACAAGAAGACUCCACUAGUCUAUCUUCAGUAUCUUCAGAAAAAGAAGAAGAGAAAGUGGAAAAUGACCAACAAGAAGAAUAUAGUAAUGAUGAAGAAUGGUUGGAGUCCAAGUUGAGUAAACCGAUCAUACCCAUCGAGCCAAUGAAGAAGAAUGAUGAAAUGGUUGAGAAGGAAAUAACAUUGACCGAGAAUAACGAUACAAAAUCAGAAAAUUUUUCUGUAGAGAAUACAAAAGAUUCCACAAAUAGUAACUCAUCUAAUGUAUUGGAGACCGGACGUUUGUUCGUUCGUAAUCUGGCAUAUUCUGUUACGGAUGAGGAGUUAACAAAACUUUUCGAAAAGUAUGGUUUAUUAUCGGAUGUUCAUGUCUGUAUCGACUCAGAAACUCAAAAAGCGAAAGGCUUUGCUUUUAUAACUUUUGUGCUUCCUGAAAAUGCUGCACAAGCCAUGGCAGAACUGGAUGGUCAUAUAUUUCAAGGUAGAUUGUUACAUAUUUUACCUGCCAUGGCUCCCAUUAGAAAUGAACAAGAAAGAAAGACUAGUAACUUGUACAAAGAUGAAAAAUUGGCAAAGAUGAAACAAUCUGCAAAACUUGGCACAGACAGACAAGCAUGGUCAUCACUUUAUAUGUCUACUGAUGCUGUAGCUGAUUCAAUUGCUCAAAACUUUCAAGUUUCCAAGUCACAAGUAUAUGAAAAUCUUCAAGAUUCGGGUACAGCUGCUGUUCAGUUAGCUAUUGGAGAGGCGCAUUUGCAGGAAGAAACUCGGCAACUCUUCCAAAGUGCAGGAGUGAAUGUAGACGCUCUGAAUGACUCGAAAGAUGGUCCACGUUCGAAGACUGUUAUUUUGGUGAAGAAUUUACCAGCAACUACUUUGGAAAAGGAGGUAGUUGACUUGUUUAUGAAAUUUGGUGCUUUGAGACAAGUUAUUAUGGCUCCUUCCUGUCUGAUUGGUUUAGUAGAAUUCAUCGAGGCAAAUGAUGCCAAACGUGCUUAUCGAGCAUUGGCUUAUUCCAAGUUCAAAGAUCGACCUUUAUAUUUGGAAUGGGCUUCGCAAGACAUAUUUCUUAUGAAACCAAGUUCAGACUCGAAUGUAAUGAUGAUAGAAGAGAAGCAGGAAGAAGAUGAACCAUCAUCGAAUAAUUUGGAUAGGAUAGGAAGAACUAGUUUAUUUGUCAAAAAUCUCGACUUUAAUACAACAGAAGACCAAUUGAGAAGAGUCUUUGAAAAGGUAGCUCCUGUAAGAUCCGUAACCAUUGCAAAGAAGAACAAAAUUUCUGCAAGUGCUCCAGUUUCAUUAGGUUUUGGUUUUGUGGAAUAUGCUACGGAAAAGGAUGCACAACGAGCUUUGAAUCAGUUGCAAGGUACAGUUAUUGAUGGCCAUGCCGUUGUAUUGAAACUUUCGGAACGUAGCGGAGGCAAGAAGAUAUCAGAACCUAAGAAGGUGUCCGAUUCUGUCUGUAACAAAUUAGUGUUCGACUACCUCGUAAACUGGAUGGCACUCAUCGUGGCUUUGGUUUUGUCGAGUUUCUAAGCAAGAGGGAUGCAGCUGCAG
Galdieria sulphuraria is the source of this 2169-nucleotide messenger RNA. Its product is annotated as RNA-binding protein. Gene Ontology annotation, molecular function: RNA binding. The record is from RefSeq and is a predicted model, not a curated record. The transcript is spliced from 3 exons. Lineage: Eukaryota; Rhodophyta; Bangiophyceae; Galdieriales; Galdieriaceae. Bases 7 to 2148 code for a protein of 713 amino acids.